This is a messenger RNA of Salvia splendens (bonfire salvia), 893 nucleotides long. Its product is annotated as germin-like protein subfamily 1 member 11. The coding region runs from base 40 to 693 and encodes 217 amino acids. The transcript has 2 exons. Gene Ontology annotation, molecular function: manganese ion binding. Lineage: Eukaryota; Viridiplantae; Streptophyta; Magnoliopsida; Lamiales; Lamiaceae. The record is from RefSeq and is a predicted model, not a curated record.
CUUCAAUGCUAAACAAGCAAGCUUUCUUAAUUUGCAUUCAUGGCUGCCAGUGCUAUCUUGUUCAUCACAAUAGCGCUCCUCAAUUCCAUUCGCCUCUCCUUGGCCUUCGAUCCUCGUCCUCUUCAAGAUAUCUGCGUUGCACCUACCUUAGGACUCGCAACAACGUCAACAUGCAAGGACCCAAGACUUGUCACCGCAAACGACUUCUACAUGACCGGCCUGAACCGGCCGAGACCCUACAACCCGUAUGGCGUCGCCUUCACUGUGGCAUCGGUAGCUACAACUCCGGGGUUCAAUACCCAAGGCCAGACAUUAAUAUACGCGGAGUUUGAGCCGAACGGGAUCGCCCCGCCUCACAUUCACCCUAGGGCGUCAGAGAUCAUCUACGUGAUAGAAGGCUCGGUCGAGGUGGGAUUCGUAACCUCCUUCCCAGACUACAAAUAUUACAGCAAAGUUAUCAAGAGAGGCGAUGUGUUUCUUUUGCCGGUCGGCCUCGUCCACACAGUGCGGAACGUGGCUAGAGGGAAGAGCAUCACGACUGUGUCUCUCAAUAGCCAGAAUCCCGGGUUCAUUUUUCUCCCCGACUCUCUUUACGCGGCCAAGCCGCCCAUCAACACCAGUUAUCUGGCCAGAGCGUCUAAGCUAGACGAGAAUACCGUCAAAGAUUUGCAGACAAAAAUGUGGUUUGCUUAAUUAAUCCUUUUAUGCUGGUUUACUGGUUGCCUAAUAAAAUAAAAUAAUAGUAGUAGUAUUAUGAAUCUGGUUUGGUUAAUCCUUGUAUGUUGGUUUAAUAAAUAAAAUAAUAAUAGUAUAUGAAUCUGGUUUGGUUAAUCCUUGUAUGUUGGUUUACUGGUUUGCCUAAUAAAUAAAAUAAAUGAUAGUAUUAUUAUGAA